AUGGCGUCGCAGUCGCAGCCCGUCGCACGGAGUCGCACAGCGUCUCGAGGCGUCGCAGGGCGGCGCGCCCCAGAGGUGUACGACGUGGUGGUGGUGGGCGCAGGCCUGGCGGGGCUGCAGGCGGCGCAGCAGCUGAUGGCGCGGGACAGGCAGUGGGCGGAGUGGGCGCGCGGAGGCGCAGCGGGCGCGGGAGGCGCGGAGGGCGCGGGGAAUGGGCGCAGCGGGGCGCGGAAUGGGGAGCUGCGCGUGGUGGUGCUGGAGGCGCACGGCAUGGUCGGGGGGAGAGUGCGCGGACUGGAGGGACUAGUUCCUUGGACUGUGGAGAUGGGUCCGGAGUUCAUUCACGGGGAUCGCAACUGCUCCAUCAAGGCAGCAGUGGAUCAGCUUGGCUGUCAGCAGACCACCCUCGCCUUCCAUAUCCGCGCGCCCUCUCUCUUACUGCCCUCUCAGUGCCCUCUCAGUGCCUGCCCUCUUACUGCCCUCUCAGUGCCCUCUCAGUGCCGUCUCAGUGCCCUCUUAGUGCCCUCUCAGUACCCUCUCAGUGCCCUCUUAGUGCCCUCUCAGUGCCCUCUUAGUGCCCUCUCAGUGCCCUCUUACUGCCCUCUCAGUGCCCUCUCAGUGCCGUCUCAGUGCCCUCUUAGUGCCCUCUCAGCCUUCUCUGACCCUUGCCAUCAUCACCACCAUGCAAUGCAUGCGCCCUAUUGCAUCUCAUCACACACAACGCUUGCAAGCACCGGUGGCACGGCUCUCCUUAACUGCCUCUCACCCUUGCCUCUCACCCUUGCCUCUCACCCUUGCCUCUCACCCUUGCCUCUCACCCUUGCCUCUCACCCUUGCCUCUCACCCUUGCCUCUCACCCUUGCCUCUCACCCUUGCCUCUCACCCUUGCCUCUCACCCUUGCCUCUCACCCUUGCCUCUCACCCUUGCCUCUCACCCUUGCCUCUCACCCUUGCCUCUCACCCUUGCCUCUCACCCUUGCCUCUCACCCUUGCGUCUCACCCUUGCCUCUCACCCUUGCCUCUCACCCUUGCCUCUCACCCUUGCCUCUCACCCUUGCCUCUCACCCUUGCCUCUCACCCUUGCCUCUCACCCUUGCCUCUCACCCUUGCCUCUCACCCUUGCCUCUUACCUUUGCCUCUCACCCUUGCCUCUCACCCUUGCCUCUCACCCUUGCCUCUCACCCUUGCCUCUCACCCUUGCCUCUCACCCGUGCCUCUCACCCCCUACUUUUCCGUUAUCUUCAUCCCUCCUCCUUCCCUCCCCCUUCUUGUGUCUCGUUCCUUCCAUGUGCCCGUUCUUUCCACUUCCUCACCACCUCCUCUUCUCGCCCUUCCUCCUCUUCCAUCCGUCACUCCCCUCCUCCUCCUUCUCUCCUCUUCCCUUUCGUGUCCCACAUCAUUGCUACCAUCUCUCCCCUUCCCCCCAUCCACCCGACCACUACCGUUGUUCUCUCUUCUUCUCCCCCAUUCCACCAACCACCGGACCACUACUAUUUCGGCAAGGAGCAGCGCCUGGUGCCACCCGAGGAGGCGGAGAGCGACCCCGAUGUUGCGGCCGUGCACGCCUUCUUUGAACACCUCGCCUCGCACGGGCAGGGCGGGCAGGAAAGAGGCGGGGAGGGGGAGAGGGGCGGGGAGGGGGAGGAAAAGGAGGGCGACUGCUCGGUGGUGGAGAUGAUGCGGCGCAAGGGCGCCUCGCCACGCCAGCUGGCUCUCGCGGAAUCCAUAUACGCGAAUGACUUUGGGUGCUCGCUGCACCAUCUGGGCAUGGGGGAGAGUGUGAGGGAGGCGAGGUCGUGGGUGUAUGGCUUCAAAUACAUUGUGUGCGACCGGCCCUUCUCAGCCGUCGUGCAACACUUGGCCAUGGGCCUUGAGGUGAAAUGCGAUUGGCCUGUGGCCUCCAUAACUUAUGGCGCCAACAGCAGUGCGUCCGCGAAUCCUGCUGCACCCAUCUCCACCGCUCGCAGUGCUACACUGGCAGCCCCAACUGCCCUCAUCACAGUGACCAGCAAGCACGGGGAGCAGCUUCAGGCAAAACGCGUCGUCAUCACUGUGCCUCUGGUCCUCCACUCCACACCUUUGUUUGCCCUUUGCUUUGGUGAACGCAACGCAACGCAACGCAACGCAUCACACUCUUCCUUCCUAGCAGUGGCUGCUGCUUCGCUCUUCCUUUCAUUCCAAUCUACUGCUGCUCCUCCUGCUCCUAUCCCCACUCCCCUGCUCCCCUCCCCUACUUCCCUUCUCCUCCACCUCCCCACUCCUUACUCCCUUCUCCCCCACUCCCCUUCUCUCGCACUCCCUUUCAAUCCCACUCCCCUUCUCCCCCACUCACUUUCACCCCCGUUCCCUUUCUCCCAUACUCCCUUACUCCCGCACUCCCUUUCACCACACUCCACCGCUCUGCACCACCAGCCUGUGCUGCAGGCAGGGGCCAAGCCCAAGCAGCGGGCGAUCGGAGCCGUGCGCAUGGGGUGUGCUGUGAAGCAGCGGGCCAUGGGAGCCGUGCGCAUGGGGUAUGCCGUGAAGGCGAGAGCCAAGCAGGGGGGCAUAGGAGAAGUGCGCAUAGGAGAAGUGCGCAUGGGGUUUGCCAUGAAGGUCCUAAUGGCCUUCUCCCACCAAGUGUGGCCCGCCCACCUCUUUGACAUAGUGCUCAUGGCCUUCUCUAGCCGUGUGUGGCCCACGCACCUCUUUGACAUAGUGCUCAUGGCCUUCUCUAGCCGUGUGUGGCCCGCGCACCUCUUUGACAUAGUGCUCAUGGCCUUCUCUAGCCGUGUGUGGCCCGCGCACCUCUUUGACAUAGUGCUCAUGGCCUUCUCUAGCCGUGUGUGGCCCGCGCACCUCUUUGACAUAGUGCUCAUGGCCUUCUCUAGCCGUGUGUGGCCCGCCCACCUCUUUGACAUAGUGCUCAUGGCCUUCUCUAGCCGUGUGUGGCCCGCGCACCUCUUUGACAUAGUGCUCAUGGCCUUCUCUAGCCGUGUGUGGCCCGCCCACCUCUUUGACAUAGUGCUCAUGGCCUUCUCUAGCCGUGUGUGGCCCGCGCACCUCUUUGACAUAGUGCUCAUGGCCUUCUCUAGCCGUGUGUGGCCCGCGCACCUCUUUGACAUAGUGCUCAUGGCCUUCUCUAGCCGUGUGUGGCCCGCGCACCUCUUUGACAUAGUCUGCACCGACUCCUUUCUGCCCGAAGUCUGGUUCACCCGCCGCUCGCCCUCCUCUUCCCCCACUUCCUCCUCUUCCUCCUCCUCCUCCACCACUCCUGCAGCGCCUAUCACUGCUGUUGUCCCCCCUCCCUCGGUCCCCAUGGGUCAGUUCCUCGCAGUCGGCUUUGCAGCAGGUGAUGCAGCAGAAGACAUGGCGAGGCUGCCGCCCCAAGUGGUGCUUUCCCGGGCUCUGGAGCAGCUAGACACCAUGUUUCGUCGCCCGUGCUCCACCUGCAAACCAGGGCCUGACGGCUGUUUCGCUGACUGGUCUAAAGACGUCUAUAUCCGUGGCGCCUACACCCAUCCAACGAUCGGAGCAGGGGAUGCAAGGGACCAGCUGGCGGCGCCUUUGGCUGGAAAGCUGUUCUUUGCUGGGGAGGCCACGCACUUUGGUGUGAACCCAUGCAUGCAGGGAGCACUGGACACGGGUACAAGAGUGGCUAAUGAAGUGUUCUGGUCACUGCAGGAGAGCAAGUUGUAG
Closterium sp. Naga37s-1 is the source of this 3678-nucleotide messenger RNA. NCBI's taxonomy places the organism in Eukaryota, Viridiplantae, Streptophyta, Zygnematophyceae, Desmidiales, Closteriaceae. The record is from the annotation of a GenBank genome assembly.